UAUAAGCACAUUUGAUUAAUUCAGUACAUUGAAUGUUUUAAAUUUUAAUUUGUUUCAAUGUUUAAAAUUGAGACAUGUUACUUUAAGCAAAUUAAAGGAGAUUAUUAGGUAAAUAUUAAUUCCUUAAUCGGUGUGUAUCUUAAAAACACUCAACCAUGUCGUUCCUCAGAGGUUCGGAAAAUUAUGUUUGGUGUACCACAAGUGUACUAGGCAAGGGUGCAACUGGUGCAGUGUUUCAAGGUGUCAAUAAAAAUAACGGUGAACCAGUGGCAGUCAAAACAUUUAAUCAGUUAAGUCACAUGAGACCUCCUGAUGUGCAGAUGCGAGAAUUUGAAGUUCUAAAAAAAGUUAAACAUGAAAAUAUUGUAAAGCUACUUGCUAUUGAAGAGGAACAGGAGGGUAGGGGAAAGGUUAUAGUAAUGGAAUUGUGCACGGGUGGUAGCUUGUUUAAUAUUCUUGAUGACCCUGAAAAUACUUAUGGACUACAAGAACAAGAAUUCCUCUUGGUUUUGGAACACUUAACUGCUGGAAUGAAACAUUUAAGGGAUAAUAACUUAGUUCAUAGAGAUUUAAAACCUGGUAAUAUAAUGAAGUUUAUUAAUGAGGAUGGCAGUACUACUUAUAAGCUUACAGACUUUGGAGCAGCUAGAGAAUUACAAGAAGAGGAACAGUUUGUAUCACUUUAUGGUACAGAGGAAUAUUUACACCCAGAUAUGUAUGAGAGGGCUGUUUUAAGAAAGCCCGUAGGAAAAAGUUUUGGUGCUACUGUUGACCUGUGGUCUAUUGGAGUCACAUUGUAUCAUGUUGCUACAGGGCAGUUGCCCUUUAGGCCAUUUGGUGGAAGGAGGAACAAAGAGACAAUGUUCUUUAUUACAACAAAGAAAGCAUCUGGUGUUAUAUCUGGUACACAAACAACAGACAAUGGCCCUAUAGAAUGGGCUCGGGAAUUACCAGCUCACUGUCAACUAAGCACAGGACUCAAAAAGCUGGUAACACCACUCUUGGCUGGCUUGCUUGAGGUUGACCCACAUAGAAUUUGGACAUUUGAAAGAUUCUUUUCUGAAGUUCAGACUGUUACAUCAACAAAGCCUGUGUACAUAUUUCAUGUAAACAAGGCCUGUGUUAUUAAGGUGUUUUUGAAACCAGAAGAGAAAUUCGAACAUCUUCAGACCUACAUCUGUGAGCAGACAUCUGUUGUAGCAGAGACACAAAUAUUGCUCUAUCAGGAGAAAUUAAUACUUAAUGAAAUUGAUGAAAAUACACCCGGCAAAAGUUACCCAGAUACAACAGAUAAUGAUCCCCUGAUGCUUUUCAACAAGAAUGACAACUAUGUUAACAUGCCCCAGGAGCCUGAAGCUCCUAAAUUUCCUGCUUUUCCAACAAUUAUUUCUGUUGAGAAUGAUGCCACACAAGCCAAGACGGCGUGUAGUGUGGGACACGUUAUAAAGCGUCGUGUGGAAGAGCUUUGUCGGGCGUCUCAAUUGUGUGCGCUGUGUGUUGCGCGAUGGGGAUCACUGCUCACCGUCCGCCUGCGAGACACCGCCUCGCGAGCCACCGCCCUCGCCUCCAAUGCUCAGCGCUUACACGACGCGGCGCGCGCCCUCGACCUCGCCGCCGCCGCGCUGCGUCACGCUGCACCUCUCACGAGUAACGAGGCGGAGCAGUGGGCUGGCAGCGCGUCUCUCCUUGCGGCGGAAGCAGAAUCUUUGCGUGCUGGUGCGGCGGGACUGCGGACACGUCACGCGGGCGGCGCCUUGCGUGCCGAGUGGGACGAGGCGCUGACGCACGCGGCUUGCCCGGCACGCCUGCGACUAGCGGAGCGUGCGGCGUCUUUAGUAUUAAGACUGAGGGACUCGUGGCAGCAUUUAGUUCGCGACAGGGCCACGCGAUCCCUGACGUACAACGACGAGCAGUUUCACGUGUUGGAGCGGAUCACGGUGGCUGAGACGGGGCGUCGGGCGCGCGCUCUGCUCCAACGAGCCGCGCCAUUGGCCCGCGCACGAGCGAUGGCCAUCGCCGACUGGUAUAAGGUGGCGCAGACCGUGUAUUUGCAGACGCAGAUCCUCGACAAGGACGUGGCAAGCGCCGACCUUAAAUUGCUGGCGCUGACAGCCCGUCUGCAGGAUGCCGAGAUCAAGAUGCGCGCCCGCAUACAGCAGUUGAACUCGACAAAAGCGGAUCCAACAAGUCGGCCAUCAGGAGUCGUGGAGGGUUCGCGGGCGACGACUGUAGCUGGCGUGGUCGGAGCAUCAGGGGCGGGCAUUCGCGCGUUGUCAGCAUGCGGCGAUGACGUGGCCGCGGGGCUAGCGACCAACUCGAUGCUGUUGGCGGACCUGCUGCGGCUGACGCGCGAGUUGCGCAGCUAGCGGCCACCGUCCGACCUCCACUCGUACUCGAGCUCGGAGGAGGCGCUCAGCUCGCUGGAUUCGCCCGCGCACACCGCCAUCUACCGUCCUUCGCCCCCCGUUCCCCCCGCAAGGACGUCGUGUGUUCUAUCUUAGGGUUAAUCAGUGUACAGUUACAUAUCAGCCGGUACAACCCAUCAUACUUAGUAAAUCUGGCAUUCAUGGCAUACAAAAAAAAAAUCUCAGUAUUCGCCAGGACUUUUUCCUUUACUUGUAAAUGGGAUUAUAUUAAAUUCGGUGAUGCAUCGCGCGCGUAAUUUUAAAGUAAAUUAAUAUUCAACUCUUAUAGACUCGCAAGCAAUAAAUAUUAGAGAAACCUCAAAACUAGAAGUUGAAACAUUCCAAAUUGUCAUAAAUAUGUAGGUAGGAUAAUUAAUAUGUGUAUUUACAUGUUUUUACUACAGAAGUACAUAUUACAUAGUAUUUGAAAUUUAAUUUUUAAAAAACUUCCUAUAUUAAACUUUUUAAUAAUUAAAAACCAUAACUGUGAUGAUACUAUUGGGGUUGUUGUAAUCUCUUACAAUUAUUUUUGUUCUUCAGCGAAAUAUGAGCUAGAACAUAUACACAUCUCAUUAUUAUGAUAUAAAUUAUAUUUAAAUAAAACAAAAUGUGGAAUGUAA
Messenger RNA from Pieris rapae (cabbage white), 3025 nucleotides. It is a transcript of the gene IKKepsilon, whose product is annotated as serine/threonine-protein kinase TBK1. Bases 156 to 2366 code for a protein of 736 amino acids. The transcript has 7 exons. Gene Ontology annotation, cellular component: cytoplasm. The record is from RefSeq and is a predicted model, not a curated record. Lineage: Eukaryota; Metazoa; Arthropoda; Insecta; Lepidoptera; Pieridae. Gene Ontology annotation, molecular function: protein serine/threonine kinase activity; ATP binding. Gene Ontology annotation, biological process: peptidyl-serine phosphorylation.